UUGAUUGUGGCUAUUUUAGAGUUUAAGAAUGGAGGUAUUAAAUAAGCAGCUAACGCUCUUGACCAAUUACGAAGUUCUACGGCUUGUCAAUGAGUCGAAGAAACAAGAGGAUAAGAAAGCCAAAAACGACAGAAGCAAACACUUGUCCACCAUUCUCUAUGAGACUUCGAAAUAUCUGAAGACCACACCCGCACAAGAACAAAACCCAGAAGUCAUUGAAAAAUUGAUUCGUGCUGUUGCACCAUAUAAGUUAACGGCUGCAGAGACGAUGCAGUUGAUCAAUCUUCGGCCGACCACUGCAGCUGAGAUUCAGCUCAUUGUCGAAGAAAGCGAAGAGCGAAUAAAGACAGAGGAAAAACUUGAAUCACUUGUGGCGACAGUGAUCGAUUGCCUUCCCUCUCGACCCAACAGCAGCAUGGCUACAUAACUGUCAAAUAUGCUUGGUGUUGUUGUUUUGGAUCUUCCGCUUUGUUUGUUGUGAGAAGUAUCUCUUGAAAGUUUGGACUUUCGCAGUUUACGCUCGAUAAUGUUGAUUCAGCAUACACU
Cylicocyclus nassatus is the source of this 546-nucleotide messenger RNA. The record is from the annotation of a GenBank genome assembly. Lineage: Eukaryota; Metazoa; Nematoda; Chromadorea; Rhabditida; Strongylidae.